UAUACUAUUGCAGCUGUUGCAAAUGUGCUUUGCAAUUUUAAUAUCAGCCAGCGAUCACAACGUCAAUAAAAGCAAUCCACCAGCAUAGCACAGCUAAACGAUACAAACACGCCCUUGUUAUCUGCCAUUUUAGCCGGCUCCUAGCUCACUCCGUGCAGCAGUAGGAUCAUGUUUACCUCCCAAACCUCGUCCUUCCAAGAUUCAAUUGACGUGGAAGAGAGGGACGACUUUGACAGCGAAGAAAUUGCUGGAUACAGCCAGAAAAUACAACUGAACUGCUACUACACCAUCUAUCUCUAUCAGGGCACAAGAUCUGAGGCGUCUGGGGAAAAUGUGGCAUGGAACCAGAGACGAGCAGACUCCACAACAAGUCAGGAUGACUUUAGCCUGACGUUAAUUGACAGCAGCCUGCCAUCAGAGGCAGAACCAGAGCUGCGGACCUACAUUUCAAGGAGGCUGAGCAAAGGAGCACUGCUGGGAGGCAUGGGCAACAUCGCCACUGUGGAACUCAGUAUCCCAGAGCAGGCAGUUGGCUGCUACUGCUGUCUGCUGGAGCAGGAAAGGUCUCCUGAGCAGCCUGAUGCUGAUGGAAAUGGUUAUGUCAUCUGCUUUAUGGGUGGCUCUGAAAAAGGACUGAACCUAUUUAGAUUAGAGCUUGAUAAAUAUGUCCAAGGCCUGCAUAGCAGCCUGCAAACCCCAGAGCUGCAGAACCUUGAGACAGUUGUGCGUCCCUAUCUGAGCCGGUGGUACGAGGAGUCUGUGAUGCACAUCUAUCGGGUGGUGCAGCUGGUCCAGAGCAACAUCAGCUUCUUGCUGCAUGCUGCUCUGAGUCACACACAUGUGGAGAUUAAUAAUUCAGACGAGAGGACAAAGGCCGAUGUCUCCAGGUUCAUCAAAGCAGCCAGUUUGCAGGGCCUGUCCCAACAAGACACUACAACAGCUUCUCUGUGUAAGGCUAUCUCCGAGGACACACACUCUGACCUGAUCAUAGACUGCUCCACCAGCCCACCCACACUCUCUAACACUGUCAGUAAUCGUUUCUGUGAUGACUGGAUUCAGGCAUUUCUAAACGCUGCAGAGCGUUGUAAUCCUUUCCUGCUCAGACAGAUUCUGGAGAACUUCAAACUUAAGGCCAUCCAGGACAUGAACAGCCUGAAGCGUUUUGUGCGGCAGGCAGAGAUGAGUCACUACGCCCUGUUUCGCUGCUGCCAGUUCCUACAGGGCUGCGGAAAUGGGGAUGUAUUGCUGCAGAAUGCCAGGGCGGAGCACAGCGACCUGCCUGAAGCCUGCAGCAUCAUCACUGUCCUGGAGGAGUUCCUCAAGGAACAAUCUCAGGUCCAUGCCUGAUUCCAUUACAACUCCUAACUCCAAGUUGUUGGAGCCUGAAUACUUUCUCUGUAGCCAGUAAGACAGUCUUCUCUUACAGCCACAAAGUAGGUAACCUGGUACCAUUCUAAACCUAGCACUACAUCCUAUGUUUAGCAUCACAUUGCCAGAUAAAAAUUUGGCAGUGGGCAAAUUGUGAAUCAACCAACUUCUCAAUGGCAUAUUUAAACUUAAGUUAUAACUCAUAGGUUUUGUCUACUGGUACAACUGCUGCUUCUCAGCUUGAGGAGUGGUGGUCAGAUCUUAUAAUAUGUCGAAAAGGCUGACAACUUACACUCAGAUUCUGUGUCUUUUUGGGAGCUAUUUAUAGUUGAUUGACCUGACAUCACUGCACUAAUCUUAACAAUUAAAGUUAGUUGUUAAUUGGAGAUGAUUGUAAAGUGAGUGCAGAUCUGGUUGUAGAGUGAAACUUUCCCAGUCUUUUCCUUUAGCAGUUUGUCUGCCGUGUGAGUGUGUGAAACAUUACUGAACCAAAUAUUAUUACUAGAGUUUUGGUAACUGAAAAUGAUCACAACACAGACCUGAUCGAAAAGCUUCUCCUCAUUGAAGUGGAAUCAUCUAUUUCUCAUUUGAUGUCCAAAUAUUAUUUUAUUAUUGUUUUGUAUUGUAUUUGAUUGUACUAGGUUUAUUUUAAGAAGAAACAUAUUGAGAAUGCACAAAUCACUUUCAUGCAUUGCUUGUUACAUAGUCCUUUUUGCUUAUAUUUCAACCGAAUACCUGCACUACUAUAUUGUUUUUGUUGAAUGAAUACUGCUAAUGUAUGUACGUAUGUCUAUCAAGUGAUAUUAGAUGUCAGUGUGAUCCUUCUCUGGGAAUGCAGUGUUGUAGAUAUAGUGUGAUUUUUGGAUAUCAUUUUCUGUUUACAAAAAUCCUCUCAGUGUCACCAGCUGAAGACCUCAUGAGAAAAAAAAACAGCUCUGUGACCAGUCACUCACUACAUUUACUAAGCAUUUGUUUAGUUUAAAAGCUUCUGCAAUGUUAGUACCCACAGAAAAGUGUAAGAAAUUAAAAUGUAAAACAAAAGUAGAUGGUAUAUAAAAGUGCACACAGUAAAUGUUAGCAAUUUUCCUUUCAUUGUGUACCUGCAAAACGUUUUUAUUUCCUAUUAAACCCAUAAAGGGUUUUAGAACCAAGCUCAAACCAUUCCCAUUCAAACCAGUCCAAAGUGUGUAAUACAGCAAUAUCAACUUGGUGUAUACUUUCAAACUGUGAAGCAGGUGACAUGUAAAUGAGUCAUUUUACUAUUGUGAACCAUAGUUUGACUGACCCACAGUGUGUAGAUAUUCCUGUACAGCGUGCUCCCUCUAGUUAUAAAUGUCUAUGGGGUUUUCAGUCUUGUAUAGGAGCUGUAAUAAAUACCACAGUUG
Molecule: messenger RNA, 2753 nt
Organism: Chelmon rostratus (copperband butterflyfish)
Lineage: Eukaryota; Metazoa; Chordata; Actinopteri; Chaetodontiformes; Chaetodontidae
Gene: c17h17orf75
Product: chromosome 17 C17orf75 homolog
Exons: 10
Coding region: 169-1347 (392 amino acids)
Cellular component (GO): trans-Golgi network
Source: RefSeq, a predicted model, not a curated record